AUGUGUGGAAGUAAAUUGGAUUAUAAAGAAAAUUCAAAAUCUGAAAAUCAGCCAUUGAUUUCAUCAUCAGAUUCAAUUAAAUCAAAUGGCGUUUCAAUAUUUAGAUUAUCAUUGGUUAAUACUUUUGGUGGUUUGAUUUUUGGAUAUAAUACAGGUGUAAUUUCAAUGGUAUUGGCACUACCAUUUUUUAAAGAUAAUUAUUCAGAGAUUAAUCAGGGUUUAUUAACAUGCAGUAUUUUAGUUGGUGCAAUGGUUGGAUCUAUUGUUGGUGGUAUUAUUAUGGAAAAAUUAGGUAGAAAGAUUGCAAUGUUGAUGGUUUCAAUUUUAACUGUAGUGGGUGCUAUUGGUAUUUCUUUAGUUCCAUUACUUUGGGGUGUUAUUGUUUUUAGAGCCAUUUUAGGUAUAGGUGUUGGUAUUUCUGCUAUUGUUUGUCCAACUUAUGUUGGUGAAAUGUCACCAACUGAAAAGAAAGGUACAUUAGGUACAAUUUUCCAAUUGGCAAUCACAUCUGGCAUUUUUAUUAGUAACGCUUUAGGUUUUGCUUUAUUGCAUGUCCAAUAUAAUUAUAGAGCAAUGUUUAUUAUAGGUGCAGCACCUGGUUUAUGCUUAUUUGCUACAUUUUUCUUUAUCCCAGAAUCAACCAAAUGGUUAAAUAGAAACAAUACCAACCCAGCAACAGAUUUAUUAAUUAAUCAAAAGAAAAAACAUUCAUCUAAUAAUCAAGGUAUACAAGCAUUAUUCACCAAACCAAUUGGCAGAUUUUCAUUAUUUAUUGGUAUCGUUUUAGCAAUUAACAAUCAAUUGACAGGUAUCAAUGCAUUCAUGUUCUUUUCUCCAUCAAUUUUCCAAAAAGCAGGUAUUACAAGUUUAAAUUACACUAUGAUUUCUACUAUUUGUUUGGUUGGUUGGAAUGUAGUUACUACAUUUAUCGCAACCUUCUUAAUCGAUAGAGUUGGUAGAAGAAAGUUAAUGCUUGUAGGUACUUUGGUCAUGGCUGUAGCUUGCGUUGGUUUGGCCAUCUUAAACCUUUUAAUUAAAGGUACCACUCUCGGUGUACUUUCAAUUGUUUUAUUAUUCAUCUUUAUUGCUGGUUUUGAAGCAUCUGCUGGUCCAUUAUUUUGGAUUUUAGUUAUCGAAAUUUUCCCAGAAGAAAUGAGAGAAGCAGGUUCAAGUCUUUUAAAUGCUAUCCAAUGGGUAUUUAAUAUUGCUUUAUCGUUUAGUUUCCUUUCUUUAAGCCAAUUAAUUGGUCAAUCAGCAAUUUUCUUUAUUUUUGGUGGUUUUGGUAUUGUUUGUUUAAUUAUUAUGUACAUUUAUUUACCAGAGACAAAGAAUGAUGACGAAGACGAGGAUGAAGAAUAG
Messenger RNA from Dictyostelium purpureum, 1359 nucleotides. RefSeq lists its product as uncharacterized. Gene Ontology annotation, cellular component: membrane. The transcript is spliced from 5 exons. The coding region runs from base 1 to 1359 and encodes 452 amino acids. Gene Ontology annotation, biological process: transmembrane transport. The record is from RefSeq and is a predicted model, not a curated record. Lineage: Eukaryota; Evosea; Eumycetozoa; Dictyosteliales; Dictyosteliaceae. Gene Ontology annotation, molecular function: myo-inositol:proton symporter activity.